AUGACGCUUUACUUAGAUCAUAUCGCAAAGGCGUGGAAGAGGAUCUUACGCUGUGGUGACACCAUUUUGCCUCCCUCGGCUGUUGACGCCAUUACUGUACAAAGCCUCGAGCUUCUGGCUCCUAAGCACUCCGACAUGGACAAGAGCCGGGUUAUCAGUCUUAUGGAACAUGGAAAAAUAUUUCCCUCGCAGAGUGACCGUGGCAUACGAAAAAUCUUAGUGGAAAACAUAUGUAAUCUUCCUGGCGUGAUUCCGUCACUAUGGACCUUUUUCGAGACAUUGAAGUAUUUGGAGCCUCUCUGCGAAGCACUUAGACGGUUGCUGGGUGAACAGAUGAAACGCACAAUACGGUCAAGUCUUACAGGACUCUUUUUCGCUCCUAGCAAGAAUAUGGUGCAGCUUAAUGAGACUGAAGAUGUUGAGAUCAAAGUCGAGCUCAGCCAGCAAGACGCAAUGAUGGUUGCAUACACGGAGCUGUGGGCAUUUUGUAGCCGUCACUUUGAUGGCUUGACAGCGUGCACACCGAGAAAGGAGAUAGGAGGACCAAAGCCCUAUGUGAAAGGACCCAAUCCAGUAGCUUGGCAACAUCUAGCAAAAUUUGCCAUUUCUCGGGGUUUCCAAAUAAAACACGCACAAGCUCUUGUAGCGAAGGAGGAACUUUAUCAUUCACAACUCGCCUUGGAAUACCUUCGCAAAGCAAAUCCAAUGUGUUCCAACUUCUCUAGUGACCAUGUCCAGAGAGUCUUAACAGCGGUCCGAUCCGAUGAGAGUGCUAAGACAUGCGAACCUGUUUUAAAACUCCCACAUCUUAGCGUCGAUCGUCGAAGUGGUCGCCCUUUUGAGCACGACCUCACCAAAGAGAAAGAGAUAAUGUUCUUUCCACAGCUGUAUAGCGGCCCGCCAUGCGAGGACACGAAUUUGAGACUACUGCGUCGCGAUCUUUUCUCGUGCAUUUUUAUCUCUCUAGAACUCCAGACAGCUGACUUUGGAGUACCAACAACUGCUCCUGUAUCAGUCCAAGACGUUAUGGAUAUUGAUAUUCCGCCUGAACCACCAAAUCCAGAUGCCCAGCGUACUGAACUGCAAUUACAUUAUGCGACGCUUCAUCAGGAGUACCAGAGCUUGUCGCUUCAGCACGAGACACUCGUGAGCAAAUCUAACUCGCAACACAAAAAGAUUGAUAAUUUAGAGAGUAAGAAUGCAGAGAUUCAAGACCUAUUAGAAGAGUACACAUCAAAAUACCAACAACUAAACGACGCAUACUGUUGUUUUAUUAAAGAUCACCAUGGCUGCGAGAAAGUCAAAGGACAACUUCAAGAUUUGAUUCAUCGAUGGAAAGCACAGUCGGAGGAAAAUAUGGAGCUUGAGUCUACAUGUACUCGGCUCCGACGAGAACUAAGAAACGCUUUAGACAGUCGAACGUUAGACGAACCAGUCCUGAGAGCAGAAGAAGUACAGGCUCCUCUUGCAAUAGAGGCCACGACCGUGUCGGACAUCGAAUACAGUGACGACGAGCCAACUUCAGAUAGUCUGACACUUUAUACUCGGGCAGCGGGGUCCAAUGAUCGAAAUCAGUAUGAGAUCUUCCUUGCCUAUGCUGCUACUGAAGAAGGCGAACCACACGGGUAUGGCUUUGAUAUAAGCCAAAGUAUUGAGGAGGCAAUACCUCAGAUAGCUGAUUCUCUACGCCAAGCUGAAUCAGUAUUUGGUAGCGAACAGUAUCAUGCAAUUACUUUCCUAGGAACGCAUCUCACCAGUACAGAGCCUGCCUAUCUUUUCGAGCGUCUUAAGGCAGAUCGGACGAUAUUUAUCGGGCGCAACUCCGUGCUAGCAGCAUUAAUUCCCGCUUUAAGUACAGCAGCAGCGUCUUCUCCACAACCGCAUCAGGCUGCUGUAAUUUUUGAGCAAGCCGCUACCCAAGCCCUGGGAGAAGACUCUACCAGACAUGGCAAAAGAAAGCGAGGGGAUGCUACAAGAGAGAUCGCGAAUAAACGCCGUUGCGUGCCUGGGACUGAGGUAGAACCAGCCAUUCCAAGUACAAGAGCCAAGAAAAGAAAACCCCUGGGAAUUCUGAAAUCUAAGAAAGCUAGGGGUAGAGAGCAGACUGCUGCUGCCAUUUCGACCUCAACAGCAGCAGGGCACUAA
This is a messenger RNA of Pyrenophora tritici-repentis Pt-1C-BFP, 2145 nucleotides long. NCBI's taxonomy places the organism in Eukaryota, Fungi, Ascomycota, Dothideomycetes, Pleosporales, Pleosporaceae. The record is from RefSeq and is a predicted model, not a curated record.